Messenger RNA from Anopheles arabiensis, 4286 nucleotides. It is a transcript of the gene unc-119, whose product is annotated as protein unc-119 homolog. Gene Ontology annotation, biological process: cilium assembly; nervous system development; lipoprotein transport. The record is from RefSeq and is a predicted model, not a curated record. Lineage: Eukaryota; Metazoa; Arthropoda; Insecta; Diptera; Culicidae. Gene Ontology annotation, cellular component: cilium. The coding region runs from base 382 to 1164 and encodes 260 amino acids. The transcript is spliced from 3 exons. Gene Ontology annotation, molecular function: lipid binding.
AAAAAACAAACACAAAUUCGCUCAUCCCGCAGAGCUCGCUCGUACGGAAACUCGCCGUCGUCCCGUUCGCAUUGUUACAAAAACGUCCUCGAACACAAAAGUAGCAAAUUAACGAAGCGAUGCAGCGGCUUUAGUGUAGUUUUUUGUUGCUGUGCGUGUUUACUUGUGUUAACCGUUUGUGCAACAGCCGCCCAGAGCAAAGCCAGUCGACAAGAGCCAGUUUUCUCCACCACCCAAAAACACGACGACGACGGUGCAUUAUUCAAUCUCGCGAGCAAAAGUGACCUUUCGGUCCGUCGUUCCAGAAAGCGCCCGUCCUACUCCUUCUUCACUCCACCUGCACCUGCACCCCAGCUAUUCGCCCGUUAGCCCCGCAAAACGAUGAGCGUGGUGGGCAAGAAGCUCAGCUCGUCGAUCGCCGCCCAGGAUGCCCAGGAAGGAUCGGGGGCGGCAACGGGGACCCCGUCGGGCGGUGGUUCGUCCACAGGCACGACCGGCCCGACCAGCCCGAUCACGCCGGACUAUGUGCUGCAGCUGAACAAAAUCACCGACGACUACCUCUGCACGCCCGAUGCGAACAUUUACGAGAUCGAUUUUACCCGCUUCAAGAUACGGGACAUCGAGUCCGGUGCGGUCCUGUUCGAGAUCGCGAAACCAUCGCUCAGCGACAUCACCCACACGGCGGCCGGUAGUGACAGUAGUAAGUCGAGCAAGGAGCCGGGUGCGGCCAGCGAGGAAGCGAGUAGUGGGGCACCGUCCGCUACCACCGGGGAACGGGGCCCGGAGGAGGCGGAGGAAACGUUCGAACCGAAUGCUGGCCGCUACGUGCGGUACCAAUUUACGCCGCAAUUUCUCAAACUAAAAACCGUUGGUGCUACUGUCGAGUUUACCGUUGGCAGCAAGAGCGUGAAAAACUUUCGCAUGAUCGAGCGGCACUUCUUCAAGGAUCGGUUGUUGAAAACGUUCGACUUUGAGUUUGGCUACUGUAUUCCCUUUUCUAAAAAUACGUGCGAACACAUCUACGAGUUCCCCACUAUCCCGCCGGAUCUAGUGAACGAAAUGAUUCAGCAUCCCUUCGAAACGCGCUCGGAUAGUUUCUACUUCGUCGACGGUUGCCUGGUGAUGCACAACAAGGCCGACUACGCUUACAAUGGGGGGCUGUGAACAGGGCAUGAGACGCCGACGAUGGUGUUUUUUUUUCGUGUAUGUGUGCGUGUAUGUGUGCAUUGAAUUUUGGUAAUAAUUUUGCCUCGCGAUCUUUUCGCGCGAUCGUACGAAGCAAGGGCGCGGUUUUACGUGUGCGCGUUUUUGUGUGUGUCUUUUGUAUGUACGUGAAUGUACGUGUGCCGGUAAUGGGAUUUCUCGUACGUGUGUGCAGACCCACACACAUACACACAGAACCGGGCACUACAUUACGCAGCAAAAACGAGGGAAACGCGAGGAUACGCGCCACCACUGCACGCGGUUCUUGUUCUAGAAAUCUCCCCCAAAACGAUCGAUGAUGCUGCUGCGACCAGAUGUGGCGGUACCCCGCCCGGAGUGGAAGGUGAAUCAAGCUGCAAGAAAGUGACCAAAGAGGCCGAACGGGGCACGGGACGAAGGGAAAUGAUAAACAAACAUCAGCAACCCUCGGGCGUGGCCGCUGUACGGUAAACACGAGAGCGAGAGAGAAAAAAAGAAACAAAACAGGUACGUUAAUUAUAAACAUAAUUCUAUAAUGCAGAUCAGCAAGAGAAGAAAGUAGAAAAACCAAAAAAAAAGAAGAAAAAAUCCAAUCGAAACUAAAAUAUAAAAGACAUUUUUGAAUUACUCUCUUCGAUCCUACUGCGAAAGCUGCCCUGUCGCUAUAAAAUAGGGCAAAAAAUCGCUAUAAAAUAGGGCAACAGGAGAGAUUUACUACUGUGUUACAUACACGCAAGUUUAUUACGUGCUCGGCUUUAACUGUUUGUUGUAUUUAUGAAGUAAUGCCGGGAAGCAGGGGAAACAUGCCCAUCCCAAAAGCAAUGUGUUUAGGAUUAGUGCACACGGCCGAACCACGGAGGUACACGUAACGGAUGCGUAACAUUACUCGAACCAUGAAACAGAUGUCCCGCGUCUAGUAGAACUAAAAAAAACUAAAGAGAAGAAGCAGCAGUAGCAGCAUCAAUAGCAAAAACAAAACACACACACACUCGUCUAAUCACCUUUCUUGCCUUAAUUAUCCGUUUGUUAUCGAUGCUUCCCGGUGCUGAUGGGUGCUGAAGCAAGCCGCUGGUGCCGGCCGGCCGGCCUUCCCCACCAAAACACACGUGGGGGGAAGAGGGAGCGUAAGAUUUAAAAGGAAAGCCGACGAGUUGAUGAAUGAGAUAAGCAUUGUAGGGGUACGGCAAGAGCAACGGUGCUCUCCGGCGAGAAGAAUUGUAUUUUAAAAAUAGACAGUACACAACCCCGCACCGAUGCACGCGUAAGAAGAAGUCAGAUUUCGGUUAUUAUUAUUUUUUUAAAUAGCAGAAGCAAUGCCGAAGCACGGCGCGCAAAUGUUCUAUACACCCAACCACUUGAUCUGAGAUACAGAGGAACAGAGCUUUAUAUUUAUCAACCCGAGUCACGAGUCACGAUCAUCUCAUUCGCGCGUAAACUCACUCAAACACGGUACUGUAUUUAAUUUUAGCAAUAUUUGCUUCGCAAUAGAAUGCCAGAAAGCAAACAAAUUCGAAUAAUUCUACUUAAAACAACAGCACGGUGGUAUGAACAGUGUGUUAGCUGAGGGCAUGCGAUUAAUAUCGAUCGAUUAUUGAACGAAUCUGGGUAAAUGUUUGCAACCAGGAGUGACCACCAGAGGAGACAUUUUCUCUGCAUGCAAUUGAAUUGAUUUAAUGGAACAAAAACAUUUGAAAAGCAUUUUUGGUAGUGAUUUUGAAGCUCGUUGUCGUCCUUUCGGGCCGCUUUCUGGCGGGCUGGGAUCAACCACACACGCUAUUCCCUAAUCCCCAAACUCCAGAGAGCUGUGUGUUUGUGUGCCCUUUGACCCCGUUAUGCUAACCGUUUGUCUUUUAUCGGCCAUUUUUUGUACGGGCGAAAGCUUACGACGAUGAAAGCAAAGCCAAAAAUCGAAUCAUUUCACUUUCGCACCCACAAAGCACCACCACACAGUGGGGUGGAUAGCGGGGUUGUUUGCUUGCGUGGAGUGACAAAUAAUAACCACCCAGCCAACCCUCCCAGUGAGGAGCGGGCGCUUUGUUUUUGCGCCAUAUUAUACGCGACGCUAUUCGCGUGACCGCAGCAACAUAACACACACCGUUAGAGAGAGGGUGGCAGAUUUUUUUGUUCUUCCUCUUUCUCUCUCUGUGUGGUGUUGAAUUUCAGCAUGUAAUAUGAUGGGGUGGUUGGGGGGGUUCCCCCCCCCCCCAUAUGUGUGUGUGCGCGUGGUUGUGUAUGCUGGCUGACACCGUGCCACCGUGGUGUCCAUGGUCGUUACCCAUACUUUUUAUCGAUUGUAACUAGAAACACAAACCGACGCCGAGUGUUAUGUGAAAUGAUUAACUUUUGUUGUGUUUUAGCGCCUGCCCCCCCAAAAAAAAGAAGAAAUUCAGUGUAUUUAAGCUCGUUUGUGAGCAGGAAAAACUCAUUUUCUAACGCAUUUCCGCACACACAAAGGAUGUAAAUUAUGGUACCGGUUAUAUUGGGAAAGUAAAUUAUAAUAAAUUUAAUUAUGUUUUAAAAAAUAACGUCUUAAAAACAACACUAUCGCUACAACCAAAACCGUCAGUACUGAAUAAUAGGAAAAGCUAUUUAAUAUUACCAAAAAAAAACACACAUAAACCUCACAGCCAAAACUCACACAACUGCAAUAAAACUAAAGGCAAAAAGUAAAAUAACCUCACACGAAACGACACCGGUCAGAAAGUAGCACGCAAACUAAUAAGAUGAAAUAAUUAAGUAAAAAAAAUAACUCACAACAAAAAGAAAGUCUCAACACAACAAACACAAUGAAAAGUAAAUCGUUAAAAAUGGACAAAAAUAUAUAGGGAGAACGAAAUGCUAGUGAACAGAAUAAUAGCAAUAGUUGUCGCCCUACACAAUAUAGAGCGCAAAAGUAAAAAAGUCAAACUAAAAACCAAAACCCCCCACUGCUCCUUGUCCACGCGCCACAAUGAAACGAAGAAGCGGCUCCAGUGCGACCCAAACCUCUGUAAAUGAAGACAGUGAGAAAACGCUUGCACGUGUUGCAAACACUUUAAAACACACGCACGUGCUAGCGGCUAUCGGGGAAGGUCGGGAAAACAGAACUGAGUUUUAGCAACAAC